Molecule: messenger RNA, 1128 nt
Organism: Rubroshorea leprosula
Lineage: Eukaryota; Viridiplantae; Streptophyta; Magnoliopsida; Malvales; Dipterocarpaceae
Source: the annotation of a GenBank genome assembly
CGUCUAUUAAGAAAAGUUUUUUGAUCUUUUUUUUGCUUUUCGUGGGCAUAAAGCAGCCAUAGCCAUGCCUAGGAGAGUUAGAAAGGAAGUUGCACAGCAAGUGGAAGUCACUCCUGUGAGCCCAAGACAUUCUGAAGGUGAAAAUAGUCCAAAGCAUCUUCCACCUAUUUCUCCUUUGGCUGAUUGCUCAUAUGGCAAUCCCAUGUAUGGCAAGGAUGAUGAGGAGAAGCAGCAAAAUGUUCCAAGGCAACCCGUACCUCCAGCAAUGAAAUUGCCACAGCAAAAUCUUUCAGAUCCUUUGCUCAGAGGGCACGAGGGGCAUAUUAAUCAGCCACAGGUGGUGCAACAGAUGCCCAAUGCUCAAAAUAAUGCUUUUGGGGAUGUGCGUCAGUCAACCAUUGAACACAUUGGUAGGUUCACUAUUCAAUAUGGGGAAGCAUCAGACAAGCCAGUAACUUGUCCUAAUCUGGUGAAAGUCACUCAACAAGUUGAGGCGGCUGCAAAGUGUCUCUUGUAUGAAUUUGGGAGACAAUACACAUUUGAUGAUAAGAUCGACAAAGGGCUGCUUCGUUUCCAUGAAAAACCCAAAGAAGCCAUGGGGGUUGAAGAGAAUCCUUUUCCAAGAGUCGAUGUUGGGAACUUUAGGAAGAAAGUUGCAAUGGAAGCGAGUAACGCACGUCGCCGCCAACAAUUGGCUGCUGAGGAACUUAAGGUUCCACAACGUUCUCAUGCAAAAGGAAAAAUGGUGUGGAGGAGAAAGGAGAAUCAAGAAGCUACUGUCCAUAGUGAAUCUCAACCAGAAAUGCUACUUCCUAAGCUCUCCUCAUUGAUUGUCAAUGAAAAUGAGUUGAAUCAACCUUUGAAGCAAAUCAGCAAGCAGAGUUGACUAGUGAUGAUGAUCUUCUUGAAGACAUGGAUGUUGUGUAGAUCGGGGACAUCUCUAUUAAUCACUCUUGUUUGGUUCUCAUGCUUUCUUUGGUUUUUCAAGCCAAAGGCAGUGAGGGUACCCAUGCUCCUACCCAUGUUUCCAAGGGCAACAUGGUUGUUGAGGAAGAAGUGAUAGAGGUUCUAGCCCAAGAAGAAGAAAAGGAGUGUGAUAUCCUCUCAGAACAAAUUACUUUUGACAAA